AACUUCGAAAUUUGCGGAUUUAGUUUGAAGAUCGCCCGAAUGAUGGAUGCAAGAUUGGGCAUUUCCUCGUAUAUUUGGGACGCUGGCAUUUCCCUGUGCCAGUAUUUUGAGAAGGAGGACAUCAAUUUCACUGGGAAGGAAGUAAUUGAGCUGGGAUCUGGCACCGGAAUCGUGGGGAUAUUGGCAGCUCUACUUGGUGGCAAUGUUACCAUGACAGACAAACCGGAUAUCCUGAAACAAAUAAAGGGCAAUAUUUCAAUCAACGUCCCUUUAGCAUGCCGACAUCGUUUAAACGUUCGUCCGCUGAUUUGGGGAGAAGAUCAGAAUAAUUUCCCCACCAAAUAUGAUUUCAUUCUGGGUUCGGACAUCGUCUACAGCUCAGUUUGCUAUCCCGCGCUUUUAGAAACACUGCGUUACCUCUGCAGCGAAGAAACCACGAUUUUCCUUUCAUCGGAACUCCGACAUGGGAACGGGUCCAUCCCCUUCCAUGAUGUAAUCCUGCCUGACUAUUUUAACUGUGAGGUCGUACACAGAUCAGAAUCUAAGAGCAUUAUUGUGUAUAAAUUGACUAAAAUUGUUAGAACGCACAGAAAAAAAUAG
Messenger RNA from Hypanus sabinus (Atlantic stingray), 600 nucleotides. RefSeq names its product EEF1A lysine methyltransferase 3-like. Gene Ontology annotation, cellular component: cytosol; cytoplasm. The transcript has 3 exons. Gene Ontology annotation, molecular function: protein-lysine N-methyltransferase activity. Bases 40 to 600 code for a protein of 186 amino acids. Lineage: Eukaryota; Metazoa; Chordata; Chondrichthyes; Myliobatiformes; Dasyatidae. The record is from RefSeq and is a predicted model, not a curated record. Gene Ontology annotation, biological process: peptidyl-lysine methylation.